CGCCUCGAAACGCAACGCAACGCCUCGAGAAAAAAAUCCUCUACAACAUCCACCACUUCACACCCAUGGGCCGAUACCACAUCAUCCCCGGCGUCUGGCGCGGCGUCGAAGCUAGGCCCCUCAUCAUAUACCGCCACUUGAUCCGCCAGGUGGGAGUCCUCCAGGAUGACGUUACACGAAACUUCUUCAAACGCCAUAUACGAGAAAGAUUCGAGGAAGGCCGCGAUGACGAGAAGAAGCGGUUGACGCAGCAUCUGCAAGAGGCACGACAUGGGAUUAACCUCAUCAAGAAGGCGAAUCUGGGGUAUCCGAAGCCCUUGAUCAAGGUUAUGGAGAUUGCGUGGGGGAGGAGGGGCAAACGGCGCCACGAGUUGCUCAGGCCGAUUCUGCAAUACGGCAAACCCGAGCUCCCACAUGACGAUCCGCGUACACGUUACCCGUUCACCUCAAAGCCUUUCCGAGCCCUCCUCCAGAAGGCGCAUGUCAAAAACAUCGAAAUUAAACUCCCCGAAAAGAACAUUUGGGACGACCCGUUUCCGGUGGCACGGGAGCCACGCAUACUUCAACGUCAUCACACCAAGCUGGUGGAGCAAUGCCCCGCGCCGCUAUCGUUUGAAGAUUUCGACCGGCUGCAGCGUCUCGCCAACGGCGAAGAAACGGCGAUUCCACCACGGAGGAAGGUUCCUCUACGAAAUAAUAUCGACCCCGAAGAGGAUGUCAAGAAUGGCGAGCGGCCGCACGAAAUGACGCCGAGGUCAUGGAGGAGAUUGUAUCAGCGCAUUCUACAGCAGAGUUUAGCGAUCAGGCAGGACCCUGAGACUGGCUCGUGGAAGGUGCUUGCGCCGGAAAUAGUGCUCAAGAGGCCCGAGGCCGAUGGGGAGGAGGUGGAUUUCUUCCUCGUCCCGGGACCACAAAAGUUGACGCGGCAGGGAAAGCCGUAUAAGGUUCAGCCGCCUGAGAAGGAGUAUUGGUAGGGCUCAGUACGAUGUGGUUGUAGAGAGGGGGCAUACAUGUAGAUAUCAUACCACCAGGACUUGCUCACAACGUCCAGAAA
Molecule: messenger RNA, 1054 nt
Organism: Tricharina praecox
Lineage: Eukaryota; Fungi; Ascomycota; Pezizomycetes; Pezizales; Pyronemataceae
Exons: 2
Coding region: 66-974 (302 amino acids)
Source: RefSeq, a predicted model, not a curated record